AACCGCUCAACCGACACUCCCACUUUGCUUCGGAGCGAUUUCGGCCGUUUCUACCGAUAUCGCGGUGGGAUGCGAAUUUUCACGCGGCCCGUCGUCGAUUAUCGCGGCCGGAUUUGCAGUUUUUAAAACAACAAUUUUUCGAUCUGUACAAUCUGAAUUAUUAUUAGUAGGUUUUGCUGGAUGGUUAAUCACUAAUUUUAAAAGUUAGAGUAAUUAAUGCGUAUCAUAUAUCUGUACAAUUCUGUGACUAAAUAAAGUGAACAAUUAAAAAAAAUAUAUCAGUGAAUUGUAUGAUACUCAAAAGUUUUUUGUAAAAUAUACAACGAACAUUAAAAAAGUAAAAAAUAAAUUUGUAAAUUAAUCGUUCGUGUAUAAUUAAGACUCUAAAUAAUAAUAAAUUUUAAAUAAAACUUACUGUACAUAAAAUUCUUGUUGAAAUUUCAACAAAUUAAAAAUAUACAAAGCAGCACACAAACUUCCUUGAUUCAUCAAAUCUUCAGUAUAAUGUGUAUCUCUGCAUAGACCCGUAGAUCUAAAUGAUUAGAGCAUCGUCAAUGAUGAACGUUCUGGUGAUUAUCCUUAAUAUCCUGAUCGUGGUGGUAGUAAGUGGCGGCCCCGCCUGGAAGGAGGUGCAGAGGGGUAGCGGAUUAAAAAUCGGCCAAGGACAAAAAAAUAUAUCUUCAACCAGAGGCAACGGUCUUAAAAUCGGCGGUACCAGAGGCUCACGUUUAACCACUACUACAAUUCAACCGGAAGAGGACCACAUUAAUCCACCGACCGUACCUACAUCAAAUAAUGGGUUAAAGGUGCUGGACGUGGGCAUAGUGGUGCCUUACAAAUCGUUCGAAGUGCGCGAAUACACGAAAGCCAUAACGUUCGCAAAGAAGACAGUCCAUAGGAAAUUGAAAGCGUUCAAGUACGACGACAUCAACGUUCACAUCGUCAUGAAGGAAAUGACACCGAGUCCAACAGCGAUCCUGAAGUCUCUAUGCAAAGAAUUUCUGACGUACAACGUGUCGGCGAUCCUCUACCUGAUGAACUAUGAACAAUAUGGCAGAAGCACGGCCUCGGCGCAAUACUUCCUGCAGCUGGCCGGAUAUUUGGGAAUUCCGGUGAUAGCGUGGAACGCGGACAAUUCUGGUCUGGAGAGACGCGCGUCCCAGUCGUCGCUGCAGCUGCAGCUGGCGCCGUCGCUCGAGCACCAGACUGCCGCGAUGCUCAGCAUCCUGGAGCGGUACAAAUGGCACCAGUUCUCCGUCGUUACCAGUCUAAUAGCCGGACACGACGACUUCAUACAGGCGGUCAGGGAGCGUGUUUCCGCCAUGCAGGAUCGAUUCAAAUUUACAAUUUUGAAUGCGGUUCUGGUGGCGAACAAAGGAGACCUGGCCGCCCUCGUGGAUUCCGAAGCACGAGUAAUGCUCUUGUACUGCACCAAAGAAGAAGCCAUUGAUAUCCUGACCGCAGCCCGUGAUUUCCACCUGACGGGCGAGAACUACGUAUGGGUGGUGACCCAGAGUGUUAUAGAGAACCCUCUCCAAGCUCCUUAUCAGUUCCCUGUUGGAAUGCUUGGAGUUCACUUUGAUACGUCGAGCUCCAGCCUUGUGAAUGAGAUUACCACCGCCAUCAAAGUGUACGCCUAUGGUGUAGAGGACUUCACCAAAGACCCGAAGAACGCCGGCAGGUCGCUGAACACCCAACUGUCCUGUGAAGGAGCCGGAGCAUCCCGCUGGGAAACGGGAGAUUUGUUCUUCAAGUACCUGCGAAAUGUGACCGUCGAGGGGGAUCCGGGGAAGCCGAACCUCAAGUUUACACAGGACGGAGUCCUCAAGUCGGCGGAAUUGAAAAUCAUGAAUCUAAGGCCCGGUGUCAGCAAACAGCUCGUGUGGGAAGAGAUAGGAGUGUGGAAAUCGUGGCAGAAAGAGGGCCUCGACAUUAAGGACAUUGUGUGGCCGGGCAACAGUCACACGCCGCCUCAGGGCGUGCCAGAAAAGUUCCAUCUCAAAAUCACGUUCCUGGAGGAACCUCCUUACAUCAACUUGGCACCGCCAGAUCCAGUAACUGGAAAGUGUUCAAUGGACAGAGGCGUCCUUUGUCGGAUUGCCAGCGAUGCCGACAUCCAAGAUGUUGAUAUCGCCGAGGCUCACCGCAACGGCAGCUACUAUCAGUGCUGUUCAGGUUUCUGCAUCGACUUGUUGCAGAAAUUUUCCGAGGAACUGGGAUUCACUUAUGAGCUGGUAAGGGUUGAAGAUAGACGUUGGGGCACAAACGAGAAUGGAAAAUGGAACGGACUGAUCGCCGACCUCGUCAAUCGGAAAACCGACAUGGUCAUGACGUCGCUGAUGAUAAACGCCGAAAGGGAGGCUGUGGUGGAUUUUAGUGUGCCUUUCAUGGAGACUGGUAUAGCCAUUGUAGUGGCAAAACGAACGGGAAUAAUCUCGCCAACUGCAUUUUUGGAACCGUUCGAUAACGCAUCGUGGAUGUUGGUGGGUCUGGUUGCUAUCCAAGUAGCUACUUUUAUGAUCUUCCUCUUCGAAUGGCUGUCGCCAAGUGGUUUCAACAUGAAGGUUUCAUUCAAUGAGAAUUCAGCGGCGCCUCAUCGUUUUUCCCUCUUCCGGACCUACUGGUUGGUUUGGGCAGUUCUGUUCCAGGCUGCCGUCCACGUGGACUCGCCCAGGGGCUUCACGUCUCGCUUCAUGACCAACGUUUGGGCGAUGUUUGCCGUAGUAUUUCUCGCCAUAUACACUGCCAACUUGGCCGCCUUCAUGAUCACCCGAGAAGAGUUUUAUGAGUUUUCUGGACUGGAUGACCACCGUUUAUCAAGACCAUACUCCCACAAACCCAUGAUUAAAUUCGGUACGAUCCCAUGGUCUCACACCGACUCCACUAUCGCCAAGUACUUCAAAGAAAUGCAUUCGUACAUACAGCAGUUCAACAAAACAACAGUAUUGAACGGUGUCGAUUCAGUACUUAAUGGCGAAAUGGACGCCUUUAUCUACGACGGUACGGUGUUGGAUUAUUUGACGUCGCAGGAUGAGGAUUGUCGACUUCUUACGGUUGGCUCCUGGUACGCAAUGACUGGAUACGGACUGGCUUUUCCUCGCAAUUCUAAAUACCUUAAGAUGUUCAAUAAAAGGAUGCUCGACUUUCGGGAGAACGGCGACCUGGAACGACUAAGAAGAUAUUGGAUGACAGGAGUAUGUAAGCCAGGCAAGCAGGAACACAAAACAUCGGAUCCUUUGGCGUUGGAGCAGUUCUUGUCCGCGUUCCUCCUGCUGAUGGCUGGUAUAUUACUGGCCGCCGUCCUACUCUUCCUUGAAUACAUCUACUUCAAAUACGUGCGUAAACAGAUCGCCAAAACAGAUAGAGGUGGAUGUUGCGCCCUAAUCAGUUUGUCUAUGGGCAAAAGUCUGACGUUCAGGGGAGCCGUUUACGAAGCUCAAGACAUACUGAGGAAUCACCGUUGCCGCGACCCGAUCUGCGACACGCACCUCUGGAAGGUAAAACGAGAGUUGGACAUUUCCCAGAUGCGGUGCAAACAGCUUGAAAAGGAGUUGGAGGCUCACGGCAUUAAAGCUCCACCUCCAUGUAAACGGAAACAACGUAGAAUCAACUGUGUUACCUGCUGCCUGGGUUCUUCUUCUGAUGUCAUAGUGUCCGGAGAGCAAGCGAGGGCGAGAUUAAGGAGCCUAAAUCCGUCUGAAAAGGGCAGCAAUCUUGAUUUAUACGGCCCAACGGAAAUAGCGGAGAUGGAAACGGUGCUGUGAUCCAAGCGAAAAAAAAAUAAAAUUUACGAACAACACCAAA
Molecule: messenger RNA, 3804 nt
Organism: Aethina tumida (small hive beetle)
Lineage: Eukaryota; Metazoa; Arthropoda; Insecta; Coleoptera; Nitidulidae
Gene: Nmdar2
Product: glutamate receptor ionotropic, NMDA 2B
Exons: 18
Coding region: 537-3764 (1075 amino acids)
Biological process (GO): monoatomic ion transport; synaptic transmission, glutamatergic; modulation of chemical synaptic transmission
Cellular component (GO): plasma membrane; postsynaptic membrane
Molecular function (GO): transmitter-gated monoatomic ion channel activity involved in regulation of postsynaptic membrane potential; NMDA glutamate receptor activity
Source: RefSeq, a predicted model, not a curated record